Messenger RNA from Mytilinidion resinicola, 378 nucleotides. Its product is annotated as ankyrin. The transcript has a single exon. The record is from RefSeq and is a predicted model, not a curated record. NCBI's taxonomy places the organism in Eukaryota, Fungi, Ascomycota, Dothideomycetes, Mytilinidiales, Mytilinidiaceae. The annotation marks the transcript as partial. Gene Ontology annotation, molecular function: protein binding.
UCCGAGCUGCUGCUCAACAAGAGCGCCUACGUCAACGUGCCAGAGGGACGGUACGGUAACGCACUCCAGGCAGCUUCCGUUGGAGGCCACGAGCGGAUUGUGAUGCUGCUGCUCGACAGGAACGUUGACGUUAACGCGCAGGGGGGAUACUAUGGCAAUGCACUCCAAGCAGCUUCAGCUGGGGGCCACGAACAGAUAGUCAAGCUGUUGAUCGAUAAGGGCGCCAACGUCAACGCGAAGGGAGGAUACUAUGGCAACGCACUCCAGGCAGCUUCAGCUGGAGGCCACGAGCUGAUAGUCGAGCUGCUGGUCUACAACGGCGCUGACAUUAACGCGCAGGGUGGAGAGUACGGCAACGCGCUCCAUGCAGCUUCAGCC